This is a messenger RNA of Oncorhynchus nerka (sockeye salmon), 4384 nucleotides long. RefSeq names its product mitochondrial glycine transporter B-like. The record is from RefSeq and is a predicted model, not a curated record. NCBI's taxonomy places the organism in Eukaryota, Metazoa, Chordata, Actinopteri, Salmoniformes, Salmonidae. The transcript is spliced from 8 exons. Gene Ontology annotation, biological process: glycine import into mitochondrion. Gene Ontology annotation, molecular function: glycine transmembrane transporter activity. Bases 635 to 1498 code for a protein of 287 amino acids. Gene Ontology annotation, cellular component: mitochondrion; mitochondrial inner membrane.
GGUUCACAACCAGUUGGCCCCGACUGGUACCGAGUAGAGAGGAGGGGCUUGGCGCGACGUGGGGGAAGUUGCGCAUGUCGCACUGACGGUUCAGGUUUGACAUUUCCCAACGCCGACAAGAAACAAGGUGCAUGGCAACAACUGCAUUGUGGUCUACGUGUUAAAUAUUGUGAAUUUACAUCCGACUAGAUAGCUACACUUUGGUAUCUGUGAGUAGUCAAACGUUUUAGUACAAAGCCAGCCAACUACUUUUGCUAGCAUUACAUUAGCAAAGUCAGCACAGCUAGCUAGCGUCCUUCAUUUUGGUGAGACAGUUUGCUAGCUACCUAACGAGUGAACGGGACUAUUUCUUUAACCUGAACACCAUUGUAGUAUUUUACUCAAAAGGCUCGCGCUUACACGUUAGCUCGCUUUUUGUUCAGCUAACAGUUCGCUAUCUGGUGUGGUGACUGAUUUGUUUAUUGUAGCCUGUCACCGGCAAAAUGACUGUCUUUGAAAUGAACCAAGUCAUCGGUCCCUAGCGAACGUCAAAAGCCAGUUGGGGCUGUAAACAAACAGCGACAAGACGGCAAGAGAAGGGAAGGAGGCGCUCGAAUCGCUCCUUCAGGAUUCAUCCACUGCAUCAGCAUCAACGAUGGAGUUGGCACUGGCGCAUCCAGCUCUCAAGGCCUUCAUGUGUGGCUCCCUGAGCGGCACCUGCUCCACGCUGCUCUUCCAGCCUCUGGACCUGGUCAAGACGCGCCUGCAGACCCUGCAGAACAUCAUGAAGCCUGGAGCUCCUAAGGUGGGGAUGAUGACAGUGCUUGUCCAGGUCAUUCGGACAGAGACCUUCCUGGGCCUGUGGAAGGGAGUGUCACCGUCGUUUGUGCGCUGUAUCCCAGGCGUAGGGAUCUACUUCUCUACCUUCUACUCACUGAAGCAGCACUACUUCCAGGAUGGCCGGGCCCCUAACGCUGGGGAGGCUGUGCUGCUGGGGGCCGGGGCCAGGGCCGUGGCUGGUGUCUGCAUGCUGCCUGUCACCGUCAUCAAGACACGCUUCGAGAGCGGACGGUACAACUACGUGAGUGUCCUGGGAGCUCUGAAGAGCGUGUGUGAGACGGAGGGACCCAGGGCUCUGUUCUCCGGGCUGACGGCCACACUGCUCCGAGACGCCCCCUUCUCUGGCAUCUACGUCAUGUUCUAUAGCCAGGCCAAGAGGUCCCUGCCACCGGAGGUGAGCUCGUCGCCCUAUGCCCCGUUGGGGAACUUUGGCUGUGGGGUGAUGGCUGGAGUCCUAGCCUCUGUGGUCACCCAGCCAGCUGACGUGGUCAAGACUCACAUCCAGGUCAGCCCCUCCCACUGGACAACCAAGGACGCCAUUCGCUACAUCUACAUGGAGCAUGGUCUGAGGGGUUUCUUCCGUGGGGCUGUGCCACGCUCUCUGAGGAGGACUCUGAUGGCAGCCAUGGCCUGGACCGUCUACGAACAGCUGAUGGCCCGCAUGGGACUCAAGUCCUGAGGAGAGGAGUCAGGGAGGAACUGAUAAAGGAAGAAUGACGUGGGGACUUGUUUUUAUACAAAGCAGCAGUUUGAGGGGGCAGAAAGUGAGAAGGAGGGAGAGAGAAGAGGUGUAGGGACUGUUUAUCACAGCAACUAGCUUGGGAAAAACAAAGAGGUGGGUGUCGGUGGCACGGAAGAGUGAAAGGUGUGUGUGUUUUACAUGUUGGAUGUUUAUGAGAGUUAUUGUGAAUGUUUGUAUGUCCUUACAUUGUCAACCCUGACCUUAAAUGACAUUCCCUCACUGCUGAGAACUGAACUGAUCCCCCUCUGAGUGUGGAGACCAUAGAGAACUAUCUAUUUCUAUGGGGGAGACCAUAGGGAUCUAUUUAAUUAUAUUUCUAUGGGGGAGACCCUCUCAGACUGACUACUAUGGAUACCACUCCGGUGACAAGAGACUGUCACUCACUGUCUAGGACUGUGACUAACAUCUACGUCUCUAACACUCCCAAGACGAAACGGCAGCUUUGAUUUAGAAAAGUGUAGUGGACUGGACAAAGUAACCCUGUGCCAUGACCGGCAGACUACAUUUUCAGCACAGUGAUUAUUGCGACCUAUCGACUGACUGAAGGAAAUACAAUAUUUAUUGACUGACUGACUUGACUAAAACCAUUUAUUACUAGCUUGGACAAUCAAGACAAUAUUGCUGUGCAUUGUAGCAAAAGACUAGGCUGAUAUUUUCUAUACUGCAACUGCAUAAUUAGCUACUAGAAACUUGCCAUUGGCAUACUUAGCCAUAUUAAAAUUGUGUACAGUGGGUGUUCUCUAUACCCAAUUAAACUGGGAUAACAUUUCUAGUGCAUUCCAUUCUGGUUGCAGUGUUGUAGACCGGAUGUGCUUUAUCUAACCAGUAAUGAUAGUCAAUCCCAGAGCCAUUGGUGGAUAAUUGGCUCUAGUCAAUCCCAUUGGAACCCAGACGAUGCAACUCUGGCCCCCUUUAGGCUGUAGCAUUGUGAGACAAUAGUCAACAUCACGAUCAUGAACAUGCAGCUUCAGCAUCACUGUAUUACAUGGGCCAGAUUCAGUAGUCACAAAAAGAAAGCAAACCGGAGGGACUAGCUGAUCUUGUCCUAUACGAAACAUAAAAUCUGGUUUUCCGAUGCAAAACAUUUUGCGACGGUGUGCACUAAUGUACACUACCCAGCUAAAUAUAGGAAUCCAUAUCAGUGAUGCACAGCCAUGGUCCUGGAUGGUCUCUUGUUAGUUUUGUAAAUGAAUAGGCCUAUGUAUUCAGUAUUUUGAGUAGUUUGUUUUUGGAAGCCCAUACACGUGUAUCUUUUUUAACCCACAGUGUCCAGUGUGCCAUGUUCAAAAAUAAAAACCCAUGACGUCUGUUUUAAAGAGAUGUGUUUAUAUUGAAAAGCAUUGUGCAGAUUGAAAAUAUACACUGAGUGAGCGCAACUAAAUAUUAGGAGGGUGUUCUUAAUGUUUGGAAUACUCCGUGUAUAGAGCCCUAUUGAAGCUUCUAGGACCAGAGAUGGCUGAGAGAAACUGAUUUAAAUAUAUAUUGGUGCACUAGUAGCACAGGGCUACUCACUCAAUGCCAUCACUACAAUCACUGUUUGCCAACUGCUUUUGCUUUUUAUGCACACACAUGAAAAAGGACAUAACAGCUUCAAUAUACACUCAGUGGCCAGUUUAUUAGGUACAUCCAUCUAGUACCGAGUCGGACCCCCUUUGCUUCCAGAACAAACUGAAUUCUUUGUGGGCGUGGAAACGUUUCUCAAUUGGUGUCAAGGGACCUAACGUGCUCCAGUAAAACUUUACCCACACCAUGACACCACCGCCACCAGCCUGGAUGGGGGAAUGGACUCAUGCUGCUUACGCCAAAUCCUGACUCUGCCAUCAGCAUGAAUGAACAGGAACCGGGUUUCGUCAGACCAGGCAAUGUUUUUCCACUCCUCAGUUGUCCAGUGUUGGAGAUCACGUGCCCACUGGAAGCGCUUGUUUAUAACUGAUAGAAGUGGACCCCAGUGUGGUCUGCUGCAGUAGCUCUUCCUUGGCAAGGAUAGAUGAGUUGUGCAUUCUGAAUGCCAUUUCCCGCUGUUAUCUGCCCAUUUGUGGGCCUACUGUUCGCUUGCACGAUUCUUGCCAUUCUCCUCUGACCGCUCUCAUUAACCAGCUGUUUUCACCCACAGGACGGCCGCUAACUGGAUGUUUUUUGUUUGUCGCGCCAUUCUCCAUAAACCCGAGACACUGUUGUGAGUGAAAAGGCCAUUAUGCCGACCGUUUCUGAGAUACUGGAACCGGCUCGCCUGGCACCAACCACCAUACUACGCUCAAAGUUGCAUAGGUCACUCGUUUUUCACAUUCUAACGUUCAAUCGACUGGUAACUGAAUGCCUCGAUGCCUGUCUGCCUGCUUUUUAUAGCAAGCCACGGCCACGUGACUCACUGUCUGUAGGAGCGAACCAUUUUUAUGAAAGGGGGUUGUGUACCUAAAACUGGCCACUGAGUGUAGUUUGAGUCAUUGAGAGGGGAAACAGAGUUAACCCUAGCUCAAUGCCAGUAAGUGAAUGCACUUUAGAAUUCAACACAUAUUCAUUCAAGCCCCUUAGCGGCUGGUAAAAGGACUGGGGUGAUUAACUUUUCUUGCGAAUUGGUAGUUCUUCAGCCCUUGUCUGUGUCUUUUGUUGUUGUAACACAGUAACAACUCUUACCACCAAAUUGUCCUGUGCCGUAACAUUUUUGCCUUGGCGAGUAUCAUCACUAUUGUCCUUGAUAUUGUGACUUUACAUUGUAUAUGGUCUGUUAUUAUUGUCAAUAUUUUGUGUGUGAGUUUGCUCAGACUGAUGCUGUGCCUGUUUUUGUUUUUACGUGAAUAAAAUUCCCCCCAUUUUUGUACAAUU